AUGCCAGCGCCACCACCACUCACUAGUGCCCAGAAAGCCCAAAUUCUCUCAGAUACCUAUGGCCUUCAAUACCUCGAAAACGUUUCAGCCCCGGCCGCCGGCACAUCAUGGGUCGGAGGUUACAAACUUGGUGGGNGUGCCUUCGGCGAGGUCAGCCUGUGGAUCAUGUAUGAUCCCAUAACCUCCAAGGCUCUCAAAUACUGCGCCAUUAAGGACGCCUUCGAUGACAGGCCUACCCGAGAGCAGGGUCUCUACACGAACAUCUACCAGCAGCUCGCUCUUGAAGGCAUGGACUUUGGAGUUGAUCUACAAAAUCCGACAGGGCAAGCUCACAUCGACAAGAGAUUUUACAAGGAAGCUUAUCUACAAGGCUUGGUGACUGAGCCUGAUUCUGAAAAAGCCACAUAUUGUGUCCCACUUUGGGGCUACGCAAGAAAAGAACCUAGUCUCCGAGGACCGGAGUUCCAUCACUGGAGAUUGUACAUGCCUCUAUAUGAUUAUGGCAACCUAGAAACGCUUAUACAGGCUCAUCUCGAGGAGGGAAGGGGCAUUCCGGAACCGUUUAUCUGGCACACUCUCCAGUGCUUGAUGAGUGGGGCUGAACAGUUGAGAGAGCAAGCAGCGAAGCGUCAGGGAUCCACCCUCGACGACAUUAUUGUCGUCUUCGACAUGAAACCCGCAAACAUAUUACUCGCCCCACCCAACAGAAACUCAACCCUUCCCAUGUACCCUCGCCCCCACAUCUCGGACCUCGGAGGCGCCUGUAAGUNNCUGACAAACAACACAGACUCUCUCAAUCGCGAAUCCAGAUUAGAAUGCCAAGUGACGAAUGGCUACAGGCCUCCAGAGACGUUUUGGCCUCCCAAGAACGGUCGGGAGUGUGGAAACUGGACAAAUAUCUGGCAGGUUGGAAGAGUAGCCGAAGCAUUGAUGAAGCUGAAGUUGCGCUUCCAAGAUCUUGAAUUCUUUGGGCAACUACCAGAAACAUGCGAACCCCAAAUCAAGAAUUGGCAAGGCCAAUACCCCGGCCAAAACUAUUCGAACGAAUUAAGAUUGCUGAUACUCUAUUGCAUGAAAUUCAACCCAACGAAGCGAGUAAAGGCAGACAAAGUCUUGCGGGCCCUCAAAGAGAAACCCGAGUUCAGACAACACUCUCAACACAUGGAGACUUUUGGUAGCGAUGCGUGGUUCGAAGAGCAACCACGCAUACACGACGAGCAACAGCGAAAAAAAGCAGAAAAGGCAGCCACCGAACCACCAAAACCCACAACACCACCAUCACCCGAAGAGGUCAAAGCCGCAAACGCCGCUCUGGCCAGAAAGCGAAAGCGCACUAAUGAAGCAUGCGCUUACCUGCGAGCCUGGGAGCGUCCCAAACGCGAAGAGUUCCUCGAGCUAGGCGUGUUUCCAGACGACCACUACAAUCUCGAUUACAGAUACGCAGACUUUUGGGUUGACCCUUUCCCGUUGAUUGAUGAAACCGGCGCAUUCAGACACCGCUUACAAUAUGGCGAGGGCUUUAAUGGAGAACUUUGCCUCAGAGAUCGCACU
Molecule: messenger RNA, 1551 nt
Organism: Aureobasidium vineae
Lineage: Eukaryota; Fungi; Ascomycota; Dothideomycetes; Dothideales; Saccotheciaceae
Source: the annotation of a GenBank genome assembly